Paramecium sonneborni is the source of this 735-nucleotide messenger RNA. The record is from the annotation of a GenBank genome assembly. NCBI's taxonomy places the organism in Eukaryota, Ciliophora, Oligohymenophorea, Peniculida, Parameciidae.
UUAAUAUGACAGAUAAGAUUAUAAAUUUUACAGAAUUGUAAAAGGAAUAUAGUGAUAUGGCUUAAAUGAUCAUUCAAAACUUCGAAUCUACUUGUUUCGAUUAAAGAAUGGAAGGAUUUCUUUAAGGAAUGCUAAAUAAAGAUUGGGUUUAGGCUAUGAUCAAUAGUCACACGCUGAAGGGCUCUGCAGGGUAUAAGUUAAAUUACUACCCAGUUACAUCAAGGCUGGUCCAUUUAUAGAUACAAUCAAAAUUUUUUAGCAGUUUGUCAAAGAUCAUUGUGUACUUAUUCAAUAUCCUGAAAACUAACCUGCAGCGCCAGAUCGACCACAAUAUCGAUUAAAAGACGAAUUUGAUGAUGAUAAAAAAUUGUAAGCUUAUGAUUAUUUUCAUCCAAUAAUUGAAUAAGCACGAUUACUCAAAUUAGAAAUGUCUAAAUACUCUGGCUCACAAGUGUCUGAUAAUAUUUUCCUAGCUGAAGGUAAAUUAAACAUAAAUUUAUUUAAGGGGAAAAGAUUAAGAAAAUGCAUGAGGAACUUAAAUAGCAGAUCGAAAUAUAAAGAAGAACUUCAAUAAGGUAGAGCCAAAAAACUAUCCAGACUUAAUAAUAAAACAACCCACCUGCUCCAGAGCAAACAUUAAAACCGGUGCAAAUGAAUUCAUCAGUCUUAGAUAUUGUUGUCGUGGAUCCACCAUAAGCAAAUAGUAAAUGUUGUGAUAAAUGUGCAAUUUUCUGA